Molecule: messenger RNA, 621 nt
Organism: Eucalyptus grandis
Lineage: Eukaryota; Viridiplantae; Streptophyta; Magnoliopsida; Myrtales; Myrtaceae
Product: protein DETOXIFICATION 23-like
Exons: 5
Coding region: 1-621 (206 amino acids)
Biological process (GO): transmembrane transport
Cellular component (GO): membrane
Molecular function (GO): antiporter activity; xenobiotic transmembrane transporter activity
Source: RefSeq, a predicted model, not a curated record
AUGGACAUUCUCAGCGACAUUCAGGAUGUUGCUGUUAUCAUAUCAAACCAUAACCGGAAGACAAUAGACACAAUGACAAUUGCUAAGGGAGUUGUGCGUGUAUCAAAUGAACUAGGGAGAGGAAAUGCCAGAGCUGCAGUGUUCUCUGUUAAAGUCAUCGUCUCCUAUUCGUUGUCAAUAGGAGUGCUGUUCUGGGUACUAUUUCUAGCCUUUGGACAUGAGAUUGCGCAUCUGGUUUCUAGUGACGAAGCAGUUGCGGAAGCCAUGUCUGGCCUUACCGUUCUACUUGCGUUCUCAUUCUUGCUCAAUGGUGUACAACCAGUACUUAUAGGUGUCGCCAUCGGUGCCGGUUUACAACGUGUGGCUGCUAUCAUAAACAUCUGCUGCUAUUAUUUGGUUGGAGUACCAAUAGGAGCAUUACUCGGAUAUGUGGCUCAUCUGGAAAUUAAGGGCCUGUGGGUCGGAUUGCAAUUUGGAAUACUAGUGCAGACAUUGGCGCUUUUGUUCCUCAUGUGGAGAACCAACUGGGAAGAACAGGUCAAUGAAGCAUCUAAACGUCUCGAUCAGUGGCUUUUGGAAUUACCAGAUGGACCUGCCGAUGAGAGUUCGAGUCAUGCUUGA